AUGUUUCUUUCAUAUGUUUUCUCUCUCUCUCUCUCUCUCUUACCCUUCUCUCACUCGCAUACCUUCUCUCAAUUUCUUACCUUCUCUCGAAUACUCCCUCUCUUACCUUCUCUCUCGCUCUCUUACCUUCUGUCUUUCUCUUUUACUUUCUGUCUUUCUCUUUUACCUUCUCUCUCUCUCUCAUGCCUUCACUCGAUCUCUGUUUCUCUCACUCUCUUACCCUCUCUCUCCUAUAUCUUCUCUCACUCUCAUACCUUCUCUCGAGCUCUUACCUUCUCUAGAUAUCUCACUCUCUUGUCUUCUCUCUUUCUCUCGCUCUCUUACCUUCACUUUCUUUCACUCGUACUUUCUCUCACUCUCAUACUUUCUCUACUUUUCUCACUCUCUUACCUUCUCUCUUUACUUUGCUCUUACCUUCUCUUUUUCUCUCAUUCCUUCUCUCUCACUCUCAUACCUUCUCUCGCUCUCUUCUCCUAUUUUUCUAACCUCUGGUUGAAAAGCAUAUCUUUCUUUUUUCUUCUUCUCUUUUGUCUCUUUUUUCUUCUCUUUCUUCUCAUUUGUCUUUUUCGUCUUUCGUUUCUUCCUCUACUUCUCUUUCUUUUUCAUCUCUUUUUGUCUUCAUUCUCCCCUUUUUCGUCGUCGUCUUCUAACAUUCCUCUUCUCUCGCCUGCAUCAUAA
Acanthosepion pharaonis is the source of this 678-nucleotide messenger RNA. The record is from the annotation of a GenBank genome assembly. NCBI's taxonomy places the organism in Eukaryota, Metazoa, Mollusca, Cephalopoda, Sepiida, Sepiidae.